CGCCGCGGCCCGGAGCUGGCCCGAUCGUUCACAGCGAUCGUCUCUUCCCUUCUACAGCCCCAGCCCGAUUCCGGACGCCUCUCUCCCCAGCCCGGCGCGGAGCUGAUGGCCCAAGUUCGAGAAGCUUCCUUGCCCCCCGCCUCUUUGGUCCGCUGGAGCUCGGGAGGUAGGGGAGGAGCCUCCCCCGUGGAGGCGGCCGUGAAGGCAGGGGAGAUGGAGGAGGAGGCGGCGGCAGCGAGGGCGAUGAAGGCGUGCGCAGGCCAGGAAGCUGCGGAGGUGAAGCUGCAGCCAUUACCAGAGCGCAAACCCGCGCCUGAGAACUUGCCUUGGAGGAGCAGCAGCCGCGGCGAGGAGAAGGUGCUCCCUUCCGCCCCCCCGCGCUGGCUCAGCAGCUCCUCGCCCCUUGGCCCGCGCCGCAAGCCCCGCCCUCGGCCCCAGCCCUGGGCGCGCGCCCGUGGCCCGCCCGCGCUCUCGAUCCCACCCCCGCCCCCGGUCCAUCCUACCCCGCUGCCUCCCCGACCCCGGCCCUGGCGCAGACCUCGCCGCAGAUGCCGCCCAGCGGCAUCCAGGCCCCAGCUGCGGCAAAGCGGUCCUGGUGACUUAGGCAGCUCUGGGGAUCGAAGUGGCUUUGGGGACUGGCUGCUGGAGGUGGAGUUUGAUCAGGGUCCCACAGGCUGCUCUCACGUGGAGAGCUUUAAAGUAGCAAAGAACUGGCAGAAGAACCUCCGGUUGAUCUACCAGCGUUUCGUGUGGAGUGGGACCCCGGAGACCAGGAAGCGUAAGGCCAAGUCGUGCAUCUGUCAUGUAUGUAGCACCCAUAUGAACAGACUCCACUCUUGUCUCUCCUGUGUCUUUUUUGGGUGCUUUACUGAAAAACACAUUCAUAAACAUGCAGAAACAAAAGAGCACAACUUAGCUGUAGACCUCUAUCAUGGGGUUAUAUACUGCUUUAGGUGUAAGGAUUAUGUAUAUGACAAAGACAUAGAGCAGAUUGCCAAAGAGACCAAAGAGAAACUUGUGAAGUUACUGACUUCCACCUCAACAGAUGUUUCUCAGCAACAGGGUCUGGAAUCAGGUGUUGAAGAGAAGCGAUCCAGCUGUGAGUCAAAGGAACAGGAGCCCAAAUUGGUGAAACCCAAGAAAAAGAGGAGAAAAAAGUCCGUCUAUACUGUAGGCCUGAGAGGGCUAAUCAAUCUUGGGAACACCUGUUUUAUGAAUUGCAUUGUCCAGGCACUUACCCAUAUUCCUCUACUGAAAGAUUUCUUUCUCUCUGACAAGCACAAAUGUAUUAUGACGAGCCCCAGCUUAUGUCUUGUUUGUGAAAUGUCUUCGCUUUUUCACGCAAUGUACUCUGGGAGCCGGACUCCUCACAUUCCCUAUAAGUUACUGCACCUGAUAUGGAUCCAUGCAGAACACUUAGCAGGGUACAGGCAGCAGGAUGCCCAUGAGUUCCUUAUCGCGAUCUUAGAUGUGCUGCACAGACACAGCAAAGAUGAUAGUGUUGGGCAGGAGGCCAAUAACUUCAACUGCUGUAACUGCAUUAUAGACCAAAUUUUUACAGGUGGCUUGCAGUCAGAUGUCACCUGUCAAACUUGCCAUAGCGUCUCUACCACAAUAGACCCAUGCUGGGACAUCAGUUUGGACUUGCCUAGCUCUUGUGCCACAUUCAAUUCCCAGAGUCCAGACAGGGCUGACGGCGCAGUGAGUAGGAAUGACCACAUACCAGGCAUCCCCUCACUCACAGACUGCCUACAGUGGUUUACAAGGCCAGAGCACUUAGGAAGCGGUGCCAAAAUCAAAUGUAGCAGUUGCCAAAGCUACCAGGAAUCUACCAAACAGCUCACAAUGAAGAAAUUACCCAUUGUGGCCUGUUUUCAUCUAAAGCGGUUUGAACAUCUAGGCAAACAGAGACGAAAGAUUAAUACUUUUAUCUCCUUUCCCUUGGAGCUGGACAUGACUCCAUUUUUGGCCUCCACGAAAGAGAGCAGGAUGAAAGAUGGCCAGCCACCAACAGAUUGCGCGCCCAACGAGAAUAAGUAUUCCUUGUUUGCAGUGAUUAAUCACCAUGGAACUUUGGAAAGUGGACACUACACCAGCUUCAUCCGGCAACAGAAGGACCAGUGGUUCAGCUGUGAUGAUGCCGUCAUCACCAAGGCUACCAUUGAGGACUUACUCUACAGUGAAGGGUAUUUACUGUUCUAUCACAAACAGGGUCUAGAGAAAGACUAG
This is a messenger RNA of Eptesicus fuscus (big brown bat), 2229 nucleotides long. RefSeq names its product ubiquitin specific peptidase 51 (gene USP51). The record is from RefSeq and is a predicted model, not a curated record. Gene Ontology annotation, biological process: protein deubiquitination. Gene Ontology annotation, molecular function: zinc ion binding; cysteine-type deubiquitinase activity. NCBI's taxonomy places the organism in Eukaryota, Metazoa, Chordata, Mammalia, Chiroptera, Vespertilionidae. Bases 106 to 2229 code for a protein of 707 amino acids. The transcript has a single exon.